AUGUCUUUGUGCGAUUGCCACGGCUGUCAGCUUGUGUGCGUUGCUCUGGUCUACUCUGAAACCAUGUCGGCCACCGCAACGUCUUCACUGGUUCCGCGCUUGCUGCAGUAUGCGCGGGAAAAGGUGGCCAGUGCCCAGCCUGCGAUCCUCUCCAAUCUUGCAAGGGUGACGCAACUGCCCCUAAUCAUUGAUGUGGCUCUGCCUGGUGCAGCAUACUUCUCUGUUGCAGCUGGUGGGCUUUGUGACGUGCUCUACCUCCUUGGGGAGGAGGUAGUCAAAGUCGACCGUUUUGUCGGUGCCAGCGGAGGUGCCUGCAGUCUCUUCUUGAUUCUCGCCAACGACAAGCGAGCGCCAAGUGACCAGCAUGCUGCACCUGCUGGCCGCUGUCCCAGUGCAGAUCUUCUGUUGGAGUCGUACCUGGAGUAUGCAAAGUUGGAGGGCUCCAGCGGUGUCCAGCGGUCCUUGAGUGCAUUUUGGCAAGCGUUGGCCGGAGUGUCAUCUUUCUGGGAGGACAAGUACCGGGCCCUUCUUACCAAUGAGGCAGCCUGGGCGGCAGUCCGGUCACGGGGUUUCUGUGCAAUUGCCUCGAGGCCAAUCCGGCAGCAGAUAUUUGGGUCAGCGCCUAGUGAUGCGGUGUACCAUGCAGUGGGGGACAACUAUAUUCUGCACAAUUUCUCGGAGAAAGAAGAGGCUGUGCAAGCAUUCGUAGCCACGGGUGAGGCAACCGCAAAAGGAUUCACCAAGGGCAUCGCAAUCCUGGGCUCAGAUAGGAGUUUCGCUGUUGUAGGACCACAGGCUGGGCGUCCGAGCCAGCUGCGCAGCUUGCCAGCAAGCUUUUGCGACGGUGGGCGCCCGGCCAACUUUGAUGCCUUGCACGACCAUGCUAGCCCUAAUGCUUUCCUAUACUACAAUACCUGGUUUGAGAAUGCAUCUGAAGCGGCCUUCUGCACGCCGGAGAGCAUCGAACACCUAUACAAGAGGGGGGUCGACCGUACCAUUGAUUGUUUGCUAAGUGAAUCGUUUGCAUCGCCCACUCCAGGCACUCUGAACACAGUCGCAGGAAAGGCAGCCAAGGACAGCAUCGUCUUGGCUCUUGCUGGCGCAGAUUUAGCCCAGGAGAUAGGGAAAAUCAACGCAAAAAGCCCACUGUACGGAGGCUCCUUUGUCAAUCUCGCAGGGAGCGAGAUCCGGGAGCAGCCGAGCUUUGCUUGA
This is a messenger RNA of Symbiodinium pilosum, 1212 nucleotides long. The record is from the annotation of a GenBank genome assembly. NCBI's taxonomy places the organism in Eukaryota, Dinophyceae, Suessiales, Symbiodiniaceae.